AGGACACCUGAGAGACUCCAGUCCUACAAGAAAAAAGGAAAGAAAAUCGGGGAAGUUGCUGAGGAGCUGGGAGCGGCAGCGCGCAGGAAGUGCUGCGUAUGGAAGUACGGGAACAGGGGAGACUUCCUGCUUCUCCGUCCGACAGUACAGGAGCCCGGCCGGGGUGCCGCCUUGUUCGCCACGCCGGAAGCUGAACGGUCCGCUCACAUCUUCGGCAUUUUCGCAGCUCUUCAUCUAGCGUGCGGUUUUUCCCAAGCAGCCUGGGUCGCCAUUCACAUAGGACAGCUGCUGGUGGUGGAGCAGCCUGGUUAAUGUGCCGCCGAUAGGCGAUCAGAGGGGGGAUUUCCCCUGCACGACCCACCAUCGGGGGAAAAGCAUGCCGAGGGGCAGCCUGUGGUAACAUGGGCAGCCCAGCGCACCGCUGCCGGGAUAUUGAGCGUCAGGCUGGCUACCUGCACCCCGAGCAGUGUGCCCCGCCCCCACCACGCACCUCCUCCGAUGCCAUGUGGUUCAUCCGCGAUGGCUGCGGCAUCGCCUGCGGCAUCAUCACCUGGCUGCUGGUCUUCUUCGCCGAGUUUGUGGUUCUCUUCGUCAUGCUGCUACCCUCCAGGAACCUGGCCUACAGCCUGCUCAAUGGCGCCCUCUUCAAUAGCCUGGCGUUCCUGUCACUGGCCUCCCAUUUUAGGGCCAUGUGCACUGACCCGGGCGCCGUGCCGAAGGGGAAUGCCACCAAGGAGUUUAUCGAGAGUCUGCAGCUGAAACCUGGCCAGGUGGUCUACAAGUGUCCCAAAUGCUGCAGCAUCAAGCCGGACCGUGCACAUCACUGCAGCGUCUGCAAGCGAUGCAUACGCAAGAUGGAUCACCACUGUCCGUGGGUCAACAACUGCGUGGGCGAGAACAAUCAGAAGUACUUUGUGCUGUUCACGAUGUACAUUGCCCUGAUAUCCCUGCAUGCCUUGAUCAUGGUGGCCUUCCACUUCCUUUUCUGCUUUGAAGAGGACUGGACCAAGUGCAGUACCUUCUCGCCACCUGUGACCGUCAUCCUGCUCAUCCUUUUGUCAUUCGAGGGGCUACUUUUCCUAAUUUUUACAUCUGUGAUGUUUGGGACUCAAGUGCAUUCUAUCUGUACCGACGAAACGGGCAUAGAGCAGCUGAAAAAGGAAGAGAGGAGUUGGGGUAAGAAGACCAAGUGGAUGAAUAUGAAGGCGGUGUUCGGUCACCCCUUCUCCAUAGCCUGGCUCAACCCACUCGCUACGCCCGACUACGGCAAGGCUGAGCCGUACCAGUACGUCGUGUGAGCUGUGGGCUCUCCCGGACCGCUACGUCCAGCACACACUUUAAAAAAACAAACUGUACACUUCGUCCCUUUCCUUUUUAACAAAGGUUCAGAGGCUUGGAGUCGCUUUUACAUUUGCCAGGACCGAAAAGGCCUUUUUCACGUUUACUUUGCCCGAUGCUCUUAAAACCCACAGAGACUCUCCCUCUGCUUCACUACAAGGUGCCUCACAGCGUGAUUCUUCAAAUGUUUUCCCUGCGAUUUGUGCUGUGCUCUGAGGCAAGGCAAACGUUCUCUGUCAACACAGCUGGGACGGGGGGAGGGCGGAUUGCCAUUGUAUUUUUAUAGUUUUAAGAAUGGAAAUGUCAGUGUUCACAGGACGAGGGAAGGAGGUCCUGCCUGGAAUUGAAGCAGGGCGAGUUCAUAUGGGCUUAAGAUAUGCGAGCAUCUGUGAACAUGACAAUGCUGCUGCGUGUGGCUGGACUGAGUCGUCCAGCUUUGGAGGACCCUCUAAAUGUCCCUCACAGCAGGCUAGCUUGGGGCCCCUGACCUGUUAUGGUGUGUUUGUUUAAGUGUAAAACGUCGGUUAUGUAAUUGGUGAUGGUGUCAUUGGUUGUUUUUCCUGUAAAAUUUCUGUUUUGAGAAACACAUUUUUGGCCAUUUGGUCUUCUGGUUUUUUGGAUUCGCGCUACAGAUCUUAACCAAAAACCGGUGCCGAAUGUGACCAUAGCGCAGCCCUGUGGUCGGCCUGCAGCAGUGGUCUGGUGGGUAGUGGUUCCAUACGUGCUUUUUACCUGGAGCCCUGUAGGGGGCAGUGUGUUCCGUAGUGAUGGCACACUGUCAUCUGCGAGUACAAUGGCUGACUUGACUCAUAAAUGCAUGAGUUAUCUUUUGUCUCCUAAGUGUGUAGGAUGUACUUUAUGGAUGGUAGGUCAAUUGUCUCCAGAAGUUACAGAUCCUCCCGCCCCCCCACCCGCCCCCCAUUUCUGCUCAUAAGUGGCCCUUGUUUCCUGGCUGAGUUGUAGCACAGAGCCUGAGGGCUCGUGCCAGAUGGAGAUGAAUGCGGACCUCGCUCCCCCGGUGCCCCCGGCAGGAUUUAGCUGGGCAGCGACUGGGAGAUGAAUUCUGCCGUAUCCAAGGUGAAAGCUGGUCAUGUGACCCAGCUGGAUGAAGGAUGCUGGCUGUGGCCUGUCCCCAUUACUGUGUGGUGUAGCUUUCCUCUCUACAAAAAACGCUUCUCCCGAGUUGUCAGACUGCUUUCUGCUGGGGGGGGGAGGGGGGUUUGGGAUGCUAACUGAAAGGUAACCAGCGGUGUUAUGAGCUAAAACAGUGCCAAGUCUAUUCUUUUGAAAAGGGAAGAGUGUAAAAUUAAAAAGGACUUUUAGAUCGUACCCUGAAAGCCCCAGUUAACAUGGGUGUUAAAAAGCAUUUGUAAAAAUGAGGGGGGGGGCUCUGUUACUUCACCUCCAAUGAUGUGGCUUUGAAUCCUGCUGUAUGAGAUUGUUCUCCAUGUGCCGUUUGGAUUCCGCCUGUCUAGCCCUGUAGUGCGGAAACGUGCAGCUACGCUAAUUGGUGUCUCUGAAAGCCCUGGUGUGUGUGUCUGCGCCCUGUCAUGGCCCCCCAUCCAGGAUGGACCCCUGCCUUGCUGCCUGCUGCCAGACCCUAUGCAAUCCUGCGGUUUUAAAUAGAAAAGCGACGGAUAAAUGUAUGAAUGGAGAUUCACAAAGACUCAAGGAAUGGGGACUUGUCUGUUUAAAGAUCUUUGUUCAAGGGAUAGGAAAGAAGCAUGAGAUGGGGGGGGGAGCGGGGGGGUCAACAUCAAUGCAGAAAUACUUUAGGUAACCAUCCCAUUCUCCUCCCUCUCCUGUCAUCUUCCUGUGUUUUGGAACCAAUCUUUUCUUCUUCAGUGAAUAAGAACCUGCUGUAUGCACUUAAAGUCAAGGGCUGUAAUUCUCGGUGUUGCGAAAGAAAUACUUGUUUUUAUCUCUUAUAUUAAACCCAGUAAUUUUAAUAGCCAGCUGAAUUUUAUAUGGAUCCAGAUAGUAAAACUGCGUCAACUUGCGCGAGUCCUGACAGUGCGUGAGCAGCAGCUCCACACUCUCUCGUGGCCUCUGGGUUUCGUGAUCUGCUCUGUACCGACGUUCUUUGUUAUUAAAGUUGUGCCAGCGGACCAAAGCUCCAUGUUGAAAUUCUACACGUGUUUCCUCGAGCUGUCUGCCUAUUUUAUCUCUCCAUUUUGAAAUAAAAUUGUUUUCAGCUUCUGGCACCUGGAA
Messenger RNA from Brienomyrus brachyistius, 3549 nucleotides. Its product is annotated as palmitoyltransferase ZDHHC3-like. Gene Ontology annotation, cellular component: endoplasmic reticulum; Golgi apparatus. The record is from RefSeq and is a predicted model, not a curated record. The coding region runs from base 402 to 1298 and encodes 298 amino acids. NCBI's taxonomy places the organism in Eukaryota, Metazoa, Chordata, Actinopteri, Osteoglossiformes, Mormyridae. Gene Ontology annotation, biological process: protein targeting to membrane; peptidyl-L-cysteine S-palmitoylation. Gene Ontology annotation, molecular function: protein-cysteine S-palmitoyltransferase activity. The transcript has 7 exons.